AGUACAAACUGAGUUAUGCUUCAUGGCCCAAGUUUACCCAUGCAGCAUGAAUGUAAAAGAAGAGUUGGAGGAGGGUGCGAAUAAAGAGUCUGUUGAAGAUCCUUUGGGAAUAUCUUGGUUCACUGAUUUCAUCAAGGAGGAUCCUGAAUUAAAUUUGGAAAUGAAUAUAACUGAGAAUACUGUGGGAACCUCAACAAAAUUCGCAUCUGAUAGUGCAAGAUUUACUCAGACUACUGGUGGGAGCGGCAGCGUAUCAUGUGAGGAAACUUGUCACCAUAGACUGGUGAUAGACAUGGAGAAGUCAACACAUGGGUUCAGUACCAAUACAGAAGAUGUGACUAUUGAUAAGGAAUGCUCAGUUGCCACCCAAUAUGACUGCAGUACAAGGGAAAAGGAAUUUCAUGUAUAUAGCUGUAAUUUCUGCCUACAAAGCUUUCCUUCCAAAUACAGACUCAUAAUGCAUGUGUUUACGCACAUUGGUGGUACGCAACCACCUUUGUAUGUUUGUAAGUGGUGUGGUGAGGUAUUUGACAGUAAUGUUGGCUUGAAAAAGCAUAUGAGAAUGAGUGAGAAUUGUCAAUUUUUAACUGCUGAUGGUCAUGAAAGAUAUGGCCAUAGUGAUGAGCGUCAAAGCAGUACCUUGUUGGAUAGCGAGCCAGAAGUUUCUGUCACACAGCACAGUGAGCAGUCUUCAUGUAAGGAAACUUGGAAAGUGUCAAAGAAGCCCUCUAACGACAUGUGUAACACACACAUGACAAAUGAUAGAGAGAAAAAAAGUAAUUAUGGAACUUCGUCUAUAGCUGUUAAUGUAAGUGCCCAGGCUGAUCUACUUACUGCAAACAGAACUGACAGAUGUGGUAUUUGUGGCAAAUUGUUUGCUAGGUCAGGUGAUCUCAAGAGACAUUGUUCCAUUCAUACCGGGAAAAGACUUCACAAAUGUGAAAUUUGUGACAAAUGGUUUGCCCGGUCAGGUAAUCUAAAGGCUCACAUAUUAAUUCACACCGGAAAGAAACCGCACAAAUGUGAGAUUUGUGGGAAAUCUUUCACGAUCUCAGGCAGUCUCAAGAAACACGUAUUACUUCACACUGGAAAGUUACCUCACAAGUGUGAGAUUUGUGGGAAAUGUUUUGCCUUGUCAAGCAAUCUCAAGAUACACACAUUAAUUCACGCUGGAAUUAAACCUCAUACAUGUGAGAUUUGUGGGAAAUGUUUUGCCUUGUCAAGCAAUCUCAAGAUACACACAUUAAUUCACACUGGAAUUAAACCUCAUACAUGUGAGAUUUGUGGGAAAUCUUUUGCUAGGUCAGGUGAUCUCAAGAAACAUGUAUUAAUUCACACUGGAAAGAAACCUCACAAAUGUAAAAUUUGUGGGAAAUCUUUUGCUAGGGGGCACCAUCUCAAGAGACAUACAUUAAUUCACACUGGAAAGAAACUUCUCAAAUGUGAUAUUUGUGGGAAAUCUUUUGCUGGGUCAGGUGUUCUCAAGAGACAUGUUUUACUUCACACUGGUAAGAAACCUCACAAAUGUGAGAUUUGUGAGAAAUCUUUUGCUAGGUCAGAUGAUCUCAAGAUACACACAUUCAUUCACACUGGAAAGAAACCUCACAAAUGUGAGAUUUGUGUGAAAUCUUUUGCUAGGUCAGGUGAUCUCAAGAAACAUAUAUUAAUUCACACUGGAAAGAAACCCCACAAAUGUGAGAUUUGUGGGAAAUCUUUUGCUUUGUCAGGAAAUCUCAAGACACAUGUAUUAAUUCACACUGGAAAGAAACCUCACAAGUGUGAGAUUUGCGACAAAUCGUUUGCCCAGUCACCUCAUCUGAAGCAACAUGGAUUAAUUCACACUGGAAAGAAACCUCACAAAUGUGAGAUUUGUGGGAAAUCUUUUGCUAGGUCAGGCGUUCUCAAGCAACAUGCAUUAAUUCACUCUGGAAAUAAUCCCCAUGAAUGCGAUAUUUGUGGGAAAUGUUUUUCUAGCUCAGGUGAUCUCAAUACACACUCAUUAAUUCACACUGGAAAUAAACCCCACAAAUGCGAUAUUUGUGGCAAAUCGUUUGCCACAUCAGGUUCUCUCAAGACACACACAAUAAUCCACAGUGGAAAGAAACCUUACAAAUGUGAGAUUUGUGGGAAGUCUUUUGCCCAGUCAGGUCAUCUCGAGAGUCACAUAUUAAUUCACACUUUAAAGAAACCGCACAAUUAAGAUUUGUGGCAAAUCAUUUGCUAGAUCAGGUGAUCUCAAGACACGUACUUUAGAACACAUUAGGAGGAGACCUCACAAAUGUGAUGUGACAAAAGUUUCAUUCAGGUGGGAACUCUCAAGACACAUGCACUACUUCACAUCAAAAAGAAAUUACGACAAAUAGAUUUUCCUGGUUGGUGCUCUCAAGGCCUAUAAAACAAUGGAUGUGGCAGGGUGACAGUAAAUUGUAUUGCCUGUGAAAUAAAAUUAAAAUGUGGUAGGAUUGUGAAAAAAUGUGCAAUAAUGUGACAAUAUAUAAAUCCGUAUCUGCCGCUUUACAUGUCAAGAAAUGGUAAUCUUAAAUACUCCAGAAACAUGAAUCAAAUGUGUUUUUGUCAUUAGCACUGCUGCUUUUUCCCAUCGAUCUUGAGACAAGAAGAUUGUGAAUUGUGAUAAAUC
This is a messenger RNA of Schistocerca piceifrons (Central American locust), 2638 nucleotides long. RefSeq names its product zinc finger protein 492-like. The transcript has 5 exons. The record is from RefSeq and is a predicted model, not a curated record. The coding region runs from base 23 to 2200 and encodes 725 amino acids. Lineage: Eukaryota; Metazoa; Arthropoda; Insecta; Orthoptera; Acrididae.